ACAAAAAAAAAUCAAAAGAAACUGUUUAAACCCUUGUUUGAGCGACGCUGCUGUCUAAAACUCUCUCACCGUCUCCGUCUCCGUCUCUGUCUCUCUUCUCCUCCUUCCCAAAUUUUCCGACAUGUCGUUGUCUACAUUCAACUUCCAUCCUUCAUCUUCCACCAUCAAUCUCUUCUGCAACAAUAACAACUACUCACCUAAACCCUUUCCCAACUCUCUCGGAUUCUCCACCUCUUCUACUUCUUCUUCCUUUGUUGCUCCUCUCAAAUUCUCUACCACCAAUCACUCCCUUAGCUCUUCGAAUCGCGUCCAAAGGCGCCAACUUUGGCUCCGCUGCGUCUCCACGGAGUCCGAGCCGUCGUCUACUUCGGCUGUUCCCGGCGGCUCUGAAGAGAGGAUUGUUGUUCUUGUAAUCGGUGGAGGAGGGAGAGAACACGCCCUCUGUCACUCCCUGAAACGCUCUCCUUCCUGCAAUUCUGUGCUAUGCGCACCUGGAAACCCCGGCAUCACCAGCUCCGGAGAUGCUGAGUGCGUCCCUGACCUUGACAUAUCAGACAGUUCGGCUGUCAUCUCGUUCUGUCGAAAACUGAAUGUGGGUUUAGUGGUUGUUGGUCCUGAAGUGCCUCUUGUUGCUGGUCUCGCCAACGACCUGGUUAACGCCGGUAUCCUCACGUUUGGACCUUCUUCUCAAGCUGCUGCUUUGGAAGGUUCCAAGAACUUCAUGAAGAAUCUUUGCCACAAAUACAAUAUCCCUACUGCUAAGUAUAAGACAUUUUCUGAUGCGUCUGCUGCUAAAGAAUACAUCAAAGAGCAAGGUGUACCGAUCGUGAUCAAAGCAGACGGCUUAGCAGCAGGAAAAGGAGUCACUGUCGCCAUGGAGCUAGAUGAGGCCUACGACGCUGUUGACUCGAUGCUGGUGGAAGGCGUGUUUGGUUCCGCAGGAUGUCAGGUGAUCGUGGAGGAGUUUCUCGAGGGAGAAGAAGCUUCAUUUUUCGCGCUUGUGGAUGGAGAGAACGCCAUUCCUCUGGAAUCUGCUCAGGACCACAAGAGGGUUGGUGAUGGAGAUACGGGUCCUAACACUGGAGGAAUGGGAGCUUAUUCUCCUGCACCGGUUCUGACUAAGGAGCUAAAGGAUGUGGUGAUGGAGACUAUAAUUCAUCCUACCGUUAAAGGAAUGGCUGAAGAAGGUUGUAAGUUUGUUGGUGUUCUGUUUGCUGGUCUGAUGAUCGAGAAGAAGUCCGGUUUACCUAAACUGAUUGAGUUCAAUGUCCGGUUUGGAGAUCCAGAAUGUCAGGUACUGAUGAUGCGUCUAGAGUCUGACCUCGCAAAGGUUUUGCUAGCUGCUUGUAAAGGCGAGCUAAGCGGCGUGUCGCUUGACUGGUCAAAAGAUUCAGCGAUGGUGGUUGUAAUGGCAAGCAAAGGUUACCCCGGUGCUUACGAGAAAGGAACGAUCAUCAGAAACCUUGAAGAAGCUGAAACCGUUGCUCCAGGAGUGAAGGUUUUCCACGCAGGAACGGAUGUUGAUGCAGAAGGGAAUGUUGUUGCGAGUGGAGGACGUGUUCUUGGGGUCACGGCGAUGGGUAAAGACUUGGAAGAGGCGCGUGAAAGAGCCUACUUGGCGGUACAAGAGAUCAAAUGGCCUGGUGGUUUCUUUAGGAGUGAUAUUGGUUGGAGAGCGCUUCGUCAGAAACAAGUAGCUACAAAAGAGUGAGUGAAGAGAAAAGAACUUUGUUGUGAACCAGAACAUUAAAGACUCACUUUAUUCUGUUAUGAGAUUAUUCAAAAUAGCUUUCUUUUCAUUGAAUUUUAAAUUUUAUUCAAAGUUUUAAAGAAUGUUUAGUUCCAUCAAUUAUAUUCAUCUAACCAUACCACCA
Messenger RNA from Raphanus sativus (radish), 1874 nucleotides. RefSeq names its product phosphoribosylamine--glycine ligase, chloroplastic-like. The coding region runs from base 122 to 1711 and encodes 529 amino acids. NCBI's taxonomy places the organism in Eukaryota, Viridiplantae, Streptophyta, Magnoliopsida, Brassicales, Brassicaceae. Gene Ontology annotation, biological process: purine nucleobase biosynthetic process. The transcript has 4 exons. The record is from RefSeq and is a predicted model, not a curated record. Gene Ontology annotation, molecular function: ATP binding; metal ion binding; phosphoribosylamine-glycine ligase activity.